AUGCUUGCAGGCCCUUCGGAGGAAACAUCUGAUAAGUUGUUGGAACAUCAGAUAAGCUUGACUGUUGGAGUUUCAGAAAAACAGAAGACACUUUUGACACAUCCGCCAUAUUUUCUCAAAAUCAUUCUUAUCGACCGACAUCUUUGUCUCUCCAUUUCAAAAUGGCUGCUCUUGUUCGUCUCUUCAUAUUUACAUUUCUUUUUACUGCAAUUUUGCUCGUGGGAACUGAAGCCAGAAAGAAAAUCUCAACAGAUGAACUUCCAGAUGAUGGCUAAUGUUCCCGUGACAAAAAAGAUGGACAGCAGAACAUAUGAAAUGAUGCUGAUGUCUCGUUGUGGUGUACCCGAUGUCUUGACAAAUUUCGGCCUAAAUACUGUGGCCAGAUACCAGACCGUUGGCAAAUGGAACAAAAGUCUUCUCACCUGGAAUAUCAGCCAAUUCACACAGCAUUUGCCGCAGUCAUCCCAAUUCACUCAAACCUUAUCUAUCUAUCUAUCUAUCUAUCUAUCUAUCUAUCUAUCACAGUCUCUUCAUUCUAUCUAUCUAUCUAUCUAUCUAUCUAUCUCCGUUUGUUCAUUGUCUGUCUCUCCGUCUGCUUCUCUCUUUCUGUCUAUCUACGCUCUAAAUUUGGACAUUGCUUGCUUAUUAUCUAUCUAUCUAUCUAUCUAUCUAUCUAUCUAUCUAUCUAUCUAUCUAUCUAUCUAUCUAUCUAUCCCUGUUUGUUCAAUAUCUAUCUAUCUAUCUAUCUAUCUAUCUAUCUAUCUGUUGUGGCCUUUAAAUUACCAUAACACUAUCUAUCUAUCUAUCUAUCUAUCUAUCUAUCUAUCUAUCUAUCUAUCUAUCUAUCUUAGUCUGUUUAUAUCUGUCUAUCUCUCUCAAUCUUUUCAUAUCUAUCUAUCUAUCUAUCUAUCUAUCUAUCUAUCUAUCUAUCUAUCUAUCUAUCUAUCUCCGUUUGUUCAUUGUCUGUCUAUCCGUCUGCUCCUCUCUUUCUGUCUAUCUACGUCUAAAUUUAGUAAUUUUUUUGACAGGCUAACAUUCCAGCGGGCAUUUUCAUAUUGGUCGGAUGUUGUACCACUGACCUUCAACCGAGUGGAAUCCGGUGAACCGGACAUCGACAUCAAGUUUGUCCCUUCGAAACAUGGCGAUGGACUCAGCUUUGACGGACCAGGAAACGUCGUGGCUCAUUCAUUUUUUCCGGGUUCUGGUCCACACGAAGGUUGUGCUCACUUUGAUGACACUGAACGAUGGUCGUUGGACGAAGACGGAGUUGACCUUCUACACAUGGCCACUCACCAGCUGGGUCAUGUUCUCGGGCUAGGACACUCGACCACACCCAAUGCUGUAAUGCAGCCUUUCGAUAAAGGAUUUGAUGCCAACUUCGAACUCCAUACAGAUGACAUAGAAGCAAUACAAACACUUUACGGUGCUCGCUACACAACUGCAAGACCCAGUCGAGACUCGACAGAGAAGACGACUCCCAGUGUGAAUCCAAAAGCCUCAUCGAAGUCUUCUGAAAACACCGGGAAAACAAGAGAAUCCUCAUCCGUCGAAGCGCAAAAAAACAGGAAGAGGGCGAAAGGACCUCGAGCGAAAUCCAACAAAGACGGUGCCAAAAAUCAAAGAAAAUUCUCGAAGAAAUUAGCAAAGAAAAUUUGCAAAUUAAGGUUCGAUGCAAUAAUUCACGGUCUCGAUAACAAAACGUUCGCCUUCCGUAAAAAUUCGAUGUACGACUUGAGCAGUACAAACGUGACACAGAUGAAAAUCAAGUCCGUCCUGAAGAAGUCUCCGAUUAAUGUUGGAGCAGCACUUUUUCAUCCGGUUACGAAGGAACUGUUCCUGUUUAAAGGCAAGAAAGUAUGGAAAUAUGGCAAUAAGAAAUUGAUGAAAGGCUAUCCGAAGACAAUCAAAGAUCCCAGCUAUGAUUCUCCAAACGCAGCUCUGCUAUGGCAUAAUGGACAUAUCUUCCUCUUUAAGGGAGAUAAAUUUUGGGCUUGGGAUGAUCAUACGUCGGGUGUAAUGGAAGGUUACCCAAGCAGUCUUGAUGUUUACUGGCCAGGCUUACCCGAAAAUGUCGAUGCCGCACUCAGGUUUGCAGACAGUAGCAUUUAUUUCUUCAAAGACAGAAAAUACUAUAAGCUGGAUAACGUCAAUCGAACUGUUCUGAAAGGCUACCCAAAGAGCACGGCCGGAGACUGGUUGCGAUGUUAA
Molecule: messenger RNA, 2208 nt
Organism: Acanthosepion pharaonis
Lineage: Eukaryota; Metazoa; Mollusca; Cephalopoda; Sepiida; Sepiidae
Source: the annotation of a GenBank genome assembly